AUGGCAGAGUGGCAAGCUAAAUUCAGUAACUACGACAGUGACCAGAGCGGACGUAUCUGUAUGCGGGAGUUCAAGCGGCUGCUGCAGUAUGUCGGACUGAACCCCAUAGACGACGAUGUCCAUCAAUUCAUGAUACAGGCGGACAAAAACGCUGACGACGAGUUGGAAUUCGAGGAAUUUUACGAGUAUGUGAAGACGUUGCCAGACCCCACAGGGGAAAUACGGGCUGCAUUUGAAAUGUUCGACCGUAACGGAGAUGGCCUCAUAGACAAACAGGAACUCAAAGCGAUUCUGCAGAAUGGGGAAGAAUGUUCAGAGGAAGAACUGGAAAAUCUUUUCAAACUUGUCGACGAUGAUCGCGACGGCAAGAUAGGAUUUGAAGGUAAAAGUUCACGCUAA
Mya arenaria is the source of this 399-nucleotide messenger RNA. RefSeq lists its product as uncharacterized. Lineage: Eukaryota; Metazoa; Mollusca; Bivalvia; Myida; Myidae. The transcript is spliced from 3 exons. The coding region runs from base 1 to 399 and encodes 132 amino acids. The record is from RefSeq and is a predicted model, not a curated record. Gene Ontology annotation, molecular function: calcium ion binding.